UCUAGCAUCGUCAGAGGACGACCCGUAAUCUCCUUCGCUCAUGAUUUAGCCAUAGACUGUUAAUAUUAAUUAAUAAUAUACAGUCUAUGGAUUUAGCUAGCUAGAGACGGAUAUUGUUAAAAAAUACCGUGUUUUAUGUAAUUAUUAUAGAGAUAUAUUUCAUGUAGGAGCCGUCUUUGCGGUGUGGAUGCGUCGGAGACCAGCCGGAGGCAGAAGAGGGAGACGCCGUUUAACUGCGUGAACAACAUGGCUCUUCUUCAGCAUCCCCGGCUGCUGCUGCUCGCUUGUGUUGUCCUGUUGAGCGCUGUCCAACGUAUCUACACUCGGUCUUUGCCAAUAUCGGAUCUAAAAUCCAAAAUAUCAGGGGUGGAGGAGCUGUUGGAGGAAUUCCGCAAGCAGCUCCAGCAGGACCAGACGUACAGGACAGGCGAAGUGAUUGACUCCUGUGUGGGCGACUUUAACGCCGUCGGGGAGCGCAUCAUCCGAGCCAAGGCCUCCAUCGAGCAAGGGGCCACCUUCCUCCUAGCCCCGGACAGGGUGUACACCUUGAAGGACUGUCUGCACGCCUGCUGCUCCCAGCCUCACUGCACCGUGGCGGUGGUCCAGCAGGACCUGAGGCAACCCGGGGACAGUCUCAGCUGCUACCUGUUCAACUGCACCUACAGGAAUAAAAAUGUAUGCUCCUUUGCACCGCAACAGGGCUUCACUACAUACAGCCGGACUCCCAACACAACGCAGGGACACCUCCCUGUAACAUCCAGCGGUUCAGCCGGGAGGCCCGGGGAAGGACAUCCGGAUGAGGUGGAUACACAAGAUGUGGAUGAGCCUCCUCGCAGUGAUGCUGGACAGGAUGUGGUGAUCCAGCUGCCCACAGAUUGGGCUGUCCUGGAUGGACGGGACAGUGUGGACGACCAUGGCAUAAACCACUAUGAAUGGACUCUCGUCAAGGGGGACACAGCCAUCAAUAUGAAGGCGUCUCAUCCAGGGCUGCUGAAGCUCAGCGGUCUGCAGGAGGGAGUCUACUCCUUCCAAAUGACUGUCACUGACACAUCGGGCCAGAAAAGCUCUGACAACGUCUCUGUCACUGUGCUGGCCCCAAAGCACCAAGCAGAAGUGUGUACAGGCCUCUGUUCAAAGUACCAGUUCAAGUGUGAUGACGGCUGCUGUAUUGACAUCACCUACGCUUGUGAUGGGAAGCAACACUGUCCUGACCGCUCUGAUGAAGACUUCUGCCCAAUCUUUGAGAGCAACAGGAAGUCAGUGACCCACUCUGCCGAUCAUCGGCCUGUAGCCCAGACAGAUGAGGCAGAGGAUGGCUCCAUGCCCCAGACUGGGCCCAGAAAGACCAUAGAGAACAUCAUAACACCUCAGGACAGGAGCCAUGCCGCUCCUCCACAAAGUCCCACUCAACAGGAGGCUUCGGCCAGUCAAUAUCCAUGUGCUGCAGCUCCAGUUGUCGGACCCUGUAAAGGCACCUUCCCGCGCUGGUACUAUGACCAAAACGAAGGAGAAUGCAAACACUUCCUGUAUGGCGGUUGCCAGGGCAACCAUAACAACUUCCUCCAGGAAUCUGACUGUGUCAGUGAAUGCAUACAAAAAGGGCCAGCUUUCAAACCAGCAACUGUGGCUCCUCCAAUAACCAAACAGACUGAGAUAGUUGGCCCUAGAGUCUCCCAGAGCCAAUCAGAGAGCAACGUCCCUGUCUCCAAACCAUUUCCUGUAAUAGGAGGACAUCCAGGACCAGAGUCAGGUGCAAUUCUUCCUCUGGCUCUCGGCCUAAUCAUCACUGCACUGCUGCUGCUUAUGAUUGGCUGUCGUCUCAGACUUGUUCGACACAAGCUGAAGAAAGCUCGACCCCUCACCACGGAGGAGUCAGAUUACCUCAUCAACGGCAUGUACCUGUAGCCAAUCAGCCACAGGCAGCAGAAACAUGGGUGUUGUAACCAGAGCUUGAGCCAGGACUUUUUGAAUUGGCACUCUUGUUUCUUGCAGCCCAGUGUCUCUAAUUUGUCCUAACUUCAGGGUGGAAAUAUCCCAAAUCUCUUCUCUCAUGAACGUUUCUGAACAUCACCACACUGAACCCCUCUGACUGGUAAAUCUGCUGCUGAUAGAUGCCGCCUUCAAAGCCAUUGACACAUAUUCAGAUGCUUGUGAAUUCAUAUUUAUGUGGUUUAAGAAAAUCGGAAUGAAACCACGAUUAAAGAGUCGGCAUUGCUAGUUCGAUACUGACAUACAGCUGUUAACAUUCCCCCCCAGUGACUUCUGGGAUACAUACAGUACCAGACUCUUUUUUUUUUUUCCCUUAUUAAAAUGAAAUCUAUUUCUAAAACACAGGUUACUUUGAUGCCAAACAUUUUUAUUUCCACUUGUGAUGUAUUUUUCCUAAUUAGUGCUGCACAAAAAUAUGGUGUUUCUGCCACUGGGUGGCACUAAUGUGGCAUGUUUGUGCUGUACAUUUGAUUUAAGUUAACUUGCCUGAAGAGCAGAAAUGUAACACAUUGGAGUGCCUGUCAAAGCUGAUUAGCAAUCAGCAACAAAUUAUUCUUAGUUUCUCAGAAUCACAUAAAGCCAUAGCAAAUUCUAACUGUUAAAUUCUUUUGCUGUCUAAAUGUUGUUGCAUAUAUUUCUUUAUUGAGCAAACCUAUGUGGCGUAUCUACUAUAUUUGCACACAUGUAUUCCCUCAAAGUGCUGUCUUUAAUGUGAGAAAUUAAAGUUCAUUAU
This is a messenger RNA of Perca flavescens (yellow perch), 2722 nucleotides long. RefSeq names its product low density lipoprotein receptor-related protein 11 (gene lrp11). Bases 247 to 1905 code for a protein of 552 amino acids. Gene Ontology annotation, molecular function: protein binding; serine-type endopeptidase inhibitor activity. NCBI's taxonomy places the organism in Eukaryota, Metazoa, Chordata, Actinopteri, Perciformes, Percidae. The record is from RefSeq and is a predicted model, not a curated record. The transcript is spliced from 9 exons.